Protobothrops mucrosquamatus (brown spotted pit viper) is the source of this 2621-nucleotide messenger RNA. RefSeq names its product golgi integral membrane protein 4 (gene GOLIM4). Lineage: Eukaryota; Metazoa; Chordata; Lepidosauria; Squamata; Viperidae. The record is from RefSeq and is a predicted model, not a curated record. Bases 428 to 2551 code for a protein of 707 amino acids. The transcript has 16 exons. Gene Ontology annotation, cellular component: Golgi apparatus; Golgi membrane.
UCCCCUGCAGCAGCGCUGGGGUUCACCUUGAAAUUCGGCAGAGUAAUUGGUGAAGCAAGGACAAGCCUGCCUGGAAGACGUCCCGUUUCUUCUGAACAGCAUCUCCGAGCCGUGCUGGGGACGGACGGGCUUCCUUUUGGAUGCCCAGCUGAACCGGCCUCUUGGGAACUGACCCUGCCGUCCCUCCAGGCAACGCCAGAUCUCGGUCUCCUGGGAACCUGCAAAGCUCUUGCAAAGCUCGCUUGCUAUGACCUUGGAUUCCUGGCAGUGGUUGUAGCUGGUUAAAGUUCGCACCGGGGCCUAUGGCAGCAGCCGUGCCAGAACCUCCUCGUCUCUGAGAGGUCUCUUCCCUGGUUCAUGUUGUGGCCUGAUGCUGCUGAAGUCCUAGGGGGACAUCGACUUGGAUCCCACCUCAAAGGUUGGGACUAUGGGAAACGGGAUGUGUUCCCGAAAACAGAAGCGGAUCCUGCAGUCUCUCUUGCUUCUCACCGUGGUGUUUGGCUUCAUCUAUGGGGCAAUGCUGUACUAUGAGUUGCAGAACCAGCUGAGGAAGGCUGAAGCCGUGGCCAUCAAGUAUCAACAGCAUCAAGAGUCCCUCUCAGCACAGUUGCAAGUUGUGUAUGAACAUCGAUCAAGACUAGAAAAAUCUUUACAGAAAGAAAGGCUAGAACAUAAGAAAGCAAAAGAAGACUUUCUUGUUUAUAAAUUAGAAGCACAAGAAACAUUAAAUAAAGGAAGGCAAGAUUCCAAUAGCAGAUACAGUGCACUGCACGUACAACACCAGAUGCUGAAGAGCCAGCAUGAAGAACUAAAGAAACAGCACUCAGAUCUGGAAGACGAGCACAGGAGACAGGGAGAUGAUUUCAACCGAGCAGUUGAUGACCACAAGGAGAAAUACGUGCAGUUACAGCAAGAAAAGGAGCAGGAGCUGUCCAAGUUAAAAGAAUCCAUGUACAAUCUGCAAGAAGAAAACAGACAAUUGAGGAGAUCCCACCAGGAUAUUCAUACUCAGCUGCAAGAUGUGAAGUUUCAGCAUAAGAAUUUAAUCUCCCAACAAAACCAGCUUGUAAUGACACUGGAAGAACACAAGAGCGCACUAAAAGCUGCGCAGUCUCAGGUGGAAGAAUACAGGCAGUUGAAGGACACCUUAAAAAAGAUGCCCAGUUUCCAGAAACCUGAAAAAUUUGAGUCGCCACAUGGUUUGCCUGUGACACCUGUGCCUUCUCCUCUGAGUGAUUCCAAAACACAGGGCACAGAUGCCGCUAAAGAGCAAAAAGAGAUUAUGCAAAAUGGUGAGCAAUCACAAGGGGGAGAAGAGGCUAUUAAAGUAAGCCCUAGGGAAGGAAGAGAACAGACCGAAGAACUUUUUCAUCCUGACAGAAAAGUGAUGGAAGGUCACGGGCCACGGGAAUUAAAUAUUCAGGAAAAGCAAGAAGCAGGAGAAGAUGAGGAACAACAUGUAGAGCAAGAUGAAGAAGAGCAGAAAAAAGAAUUAGAAGAAGAAGAAAUGGAGCAAGCUGGGCAACCAGAACACUUAACAGAUGAUCUCGAUCAAAUCCCAGAAGAGCAUGAAUGGAAGGAGAAAGAACAGACUGACGAGGAAAACAACACGGUUGGAGAACACAACCAUUCACAGGAGCCACCCACACCGAAGCCUGUAACAAGGUACAAAUUGCCUUAUGAGCAGCAGCUGGAGCAACAGAAGCUGGCUGCCCGGAGACAAGAAGAAGCCAGCCGUCUCAGAGAGCGCCAGGAGGUCCUGCAUCACGAGAGGCUUCAGGAGCAGUUGCAUCGGCAGCAGCAACUUGAAGAGAGAGAGCUGAUGCUGAGGAGGCAGGCCGAACAGGAUGAAGAACAAUUUAAGCAACAGCUCAGCCAGCAAUCCCAUUAUGACAAUGUAGAUCAGGAUAUCGUGCAAGGAAGAGAAGCAGGUGUACAUAAAGAAGAUGAAAAUUAUGAGAGACAGAACCAGCAUCCAAGCAGAGUAGAAGAUGAUGAUCAGAAUAAUGCAAAUGAGCAACAGGACCCAGAGCUGGAGUACCAGUCAGAGAAUGAGCAAAACGAAGAACCAAAGACAGUCAUGGAUGAGAUCAACCCAGCUGAUGAUCCCAACAACCAGGGAGAAGAUGAAUUUGAAGAAGCAGAGCAAGAGAGGGAAGAGAAUCUCCCUGAAGAGAAUAAAGAGCUAAAACCAAAUAACCAGAAACAAGUGAAUUCUGAAAUGGAAGACCAUUUGGUGGUGGUGGGCAAUCCGGAUCAACAGGAAGACAAUGUGGAUGAGCAGUACCAGGAAGAGGGAGAGGAAGAGGCCCAAGGAGAUCUACCCGAAGAGAAGAAAAGGGGGCUGGAACACAAUGGUGAAGAUCCAUAUGGUGAAAAUGAUGAAAAUGGUGAAGAAAAAAUGAGCGAAGGAGUUGAUCAAGAGGAAGAUAUUCAUGAAGGGAAGCAACAGAAAGAAGGACAUGAUGAAAACUAUGAGGAAGAGGAAGAGGAAGAAGAAGAAGAAGGUGGUCCUGUUGCAGUAAAAGCCCACAGACGAGGGGAAAUGUAAUCCUGGGAUGGUUUCCUGACAUUAAGUGGAAGAAAAAGGGACAAGAGGGAGAGCAAAAUUGUGUAGGUGC